Macadamia integrifolia is the source of this 3255-nucleotide messenger RNA. RefSeq names its product DNA mismatch repair protein MSH5. Gene Ontology annotation, cellular component: nucleus. Gene Ontology annotation, biological process: mismatch repair; chiasma assembly. Bases 216 to 2795 code for a protein of 859 amino acids. The transcript has 33 exons. NCBI's taxonomy places the organism in Eukaryota, Viridiplantae, Streptophyta, Magnoliopsida, Proteales, Proteaceae. The record is from RefSeq and is a predicted model, not a curated record. Gene Ontology annotation, molecular function: ATP-dependent DNA damage sensor activity; mismatched DNA binding; ATP binding.
UUGAUGAACUCUAUCGAUCGUACGCCUCCAUUGAGCUUACGUAUCUGCAUAAUACCAUGGUGGUUCGAAGUUCGUGCUGCAACUUUGGUCGUUUUCCCUGGCUGUGCCCUAUUUUGUCUCUGCGGUCCUGGAAAAACUCGACUUCAAUCGAGUUUAAACUCUAAAGCUAUAAGAUAUCGAGACAUUUAUUUGAUUCAAUUUUUUCCCCUGAAAUUAUGAGAGAACGGUUAGGAUUCUUGCAUAAUCUGUGUAGGUGUGCCUUCAGAUCUCCGUCUUCACCGUGCGUGGAGAUUUUUUUGUGCAUACUUACGCCUGUGUACAUGGCAUGCAUCAUGCAAGGUAAACGAGUCGGGGUUGCAUACUACGAUUCCAAUAUCAGCCACCUUUAUGUCACUGAAGUUUGGGAAGAUGGCAGUGCAGAUUUUCCCCUCGUUGAUCUCAUAAAAUAUCAAGCCAAGCCCCUGAUCAUUUACACAAGUACAAAAACAGAAGAAUCCUUACUUGCUGCUUUACAAAGAAGUGAUGGAGCUGAAGCCCCUCAAGUGAAACUUAUGAAAAGUUCUAUAUUCAGUUAUGAACAAGCGUGGCACAGAUUAAUAUACCUUCGGGUCACCGGGAUGGAUGAUGGGCUAAGCGUCAAAGAGAGAAUUUGCUUUUUGAAUUCUAUGAUGGAUAUUGGAAGUGAUGUCCAAGUUCGUUCGAGUGGGGCUCUUCUUGCUAUAUUAGAAAAUGAGAGACUUGUGGAUACACUAGAACAAAGGGAAUGUGGGAAUUCAUCAAUCGCUAUUGAUUGUGUUACAGAAAUUUCAUUAAACAACUUUCUCAAACUGGAUGCUGCUGCUUAUGAGACACUGCAAAUUUUCCAAAUAGACAAGCAUCCAAGCCAUAUGGGCAUUGGGAGAGCAAAAGAAGGGUUUUCUGUGUUUGGGAUGUUGAACAAGUGUAUUACACCAAUGGGCAGACGACUUUUGAGAAACUGGUUUCUGAGGCCUAUACUUGAUCUUGGAAUUCUGAACAGUCGUCUCAACAAUAUAUCAUUCCUUGUUUCUUGUGAAGAACUGAUUACCACUUUACGUGAAACACUGAAGUCUGUAAAGGAUAUUUCCCACAUACUCAAGAAAUUCAACUCCCCAAGUUCUGUAUAUACAUCUGGUGACUGGAUGACUUUCCUAAAGAGCAUAUGUUCACUCUUGCAUGUGAACAAGAUAUUUGAGGUUGGUAUUUCUGAAAGUCUUCGAGAGCAUGCAAAGUCUUUGAACUUGGAUAUUGCUGAGAAGGCAGCUUUAUGCAUUUCACAGGAGCUGGCUUUUGUCUAUGAACUGGUAAUAGGCAUUGUUGAUGUUAAUAGGAGUAAGGAAAAGGGGUACGGGACAAUGGUGAAGGAGGGGUUCUGUGACGAGCUGGAUGAGCUAAGAAAAAUAUAUGAUGAAUUACCCGAGUUUCUAGAGGAGGUGUCAUCAUUUGAACUUGAACAACUACCUCAUCUACGUGGAAAUAAACCUGCUCCUUGUAUUGUUUACAUACAUCAAAUUGGAUAUUUGAUGUGCAUUUUUGAAGAAAAACUUGAUGAAGACGUACUAAAGGAGCUUCAAGAUUUUGAAUUUGCAUUUUCAGACAGGGAUGGAGAGACGAAGAAAUUCUUCUAUCGUACUUACAAGACACGAGAGUUGGACAAUCUUUUGGGUGAUAUAUAUCAUAAAAUUUUAGACAUGGAGAGAGCAAUUGUUGGAGACUUGGUCUCCCGUAUUCUUGUAUUCUCAUCCCAUCUACUCAAGGCAGUGAACUUUGCGGCAGAACUUGAUUGCCUUUUGUCACUGGCAUUGGUCGCCCGUCAGAACAAUUAUGUCAGGCCCAAUUUUACUUCAGAAACCUUCCUUGAUAUACGAAAUGGCAGGCAUGUUUUGCAGGAAAUGACAGUAGACACAUUUAUUCCCAAUGAUACAAAGAUUCUUGAUGACGGAAGAGUGAACAUCAUCACUGGUCCUAACUAUUCAGGGAAAAGCAUUUACAUAAAACAGGUGGCUCUGAUUGUCUUCCUUUCCCAUAUUGGAAGUUUUGUACCUGCAGAGGCUGCUACUGUGGGUCUGACGGAUAGGAUAUUCUGUGCAAUGGGAAGCAAGCUUAUGACUGCUGAGCAGUCAACCUUCAUGAUUGAUCUACAUCAAGUAGGAAUGAUGCUUAGGCAUGCAACAUCACAAUCAUUGUGCUUAAUGGAUGAAUUUGGUAAAGGUACUCUUGCAGGAGAUGGCAUUGGUCUCCUUGGUGGAACUAUAAAUCAUUUUGCCUCAUGUGAUGACCCUCCAAAGGUUCUGGUGUGCACACACUUGACAGAGAUAUUUAGUGAGAGUUGCUUACUGAAAUCUGACAGCAUCAAGUUCUACACCAUGGGUGUGCUGAGACCUGAUGAUAGCUGUAAAGAUGAGGAAGCCAUCGUGUUCUUAUACCGGCUUAUCCCUGGACAUGCGCUUCUGAGUUAUGGUGAGUGUUCUUUCUACACCACAUGGUUUUGGAUAUCAACUGCCACUGUCCAUUUCAAGCAACAGAAGCUAAUUGUGUGUGUUACAGGGUUGCAUUGUGCUUUACUUGCUGGUGUACCAGAGGAGGUUGUUAGGAGAGCAGCGCUUGUGUUCGAGUCCACUGGAACACAUAAGCAUAUUGAGAGACUGUGCAAUGAGAAAAUAUCAGCUAGAGAUCAGCAUUACAAGGAUGCAAUGGAUAAGAUGUUGGCAUUCGAUGCUCUCAAGGGUGAUCUCAACCUCUUCUUCCAAGAUAUUUUCCCUUCUCAUCCAUCCUAGAAUCAUCAAUGGUUUCUUCGGCUAAAUAUCAUUUGUCAACUGUGCAUAAGUAAACUACAUCUUCAAAUGCUGCACAUGAACAGUUGGUUUACAAAAUAGUGUCAAAAUCUGGGAAGGGAAAUGGUUUCUUUGGUAGCCCACCCAAGGAAGCCUUACCGCACAGCAAUAGUAGUCACCUCAUUGAUCCAACUGGAAAUCACCAAAUCACUCUCCCACAUGGCACUAGUUUGGCCGUUUCAGGAGGCUUCCAUGGGUGGGUCAUGGAAAAUACUUUCUGCCUUUUUUUUUUUUGGGUAACUUUUACCAUCUAGAGAGGGGAAGGGUAAAAAUAUUGGCUUAUGAUCUAUCUGUCUCAUCAAUGUAUAGUUCGGAUUCCAAUUUCGAUGUUGAGCCCUGAUAUUUCUCACUCAUCAACUUUUGUACAUGUAUAGUUAGUAAUAUUAAUCAUUCAAUUAGUCAA